UUGCGUAGUUCAGCGGGAAGCUUCGCGUCGCUCCCGCAGGUGUACCCCUCCCCCUCGCCCCGCACCAGCGCCCCGCACACCCCGCGACCGUUUCCCCCUCCCGCCCCGCCACCCCCGCUCGUAUACGACGCAGCUUUCUUUAGUUCGUGUGUACGCCACUUCACGCCACUCGCCAGUCGACUGUCAACCACGGAGGCGGGCGGUUUUAUCGCUCUGUCGGAUAGCCGCGCCAACUGUAAACACGACGCACUAUCUGCGCGCCGCUUCCGUUCGCGAAAUAACCUCAAUCCAUCGCUAGUGUCGUGUUGUGCCAAACCAGUGGAUCUGGAUUCAGUGAAAAUUGUAAACUUCCUACAUUUAAAUUAA
Molecule: messenger RNA, 366 nt
Organism: Danaus chrysippus (African queen)
Lineage: Eukaryota; Metazoa; Arthropoda; Insecta; Lepidoptera; Nymphalidae
Source: the annotation of a GenBank genome assembly